Messenger RNA from Drosophila obscura, 768 nucleotides. RefSeq names its product transmembrane emp24 domain-containing protein 2. Lineage: Eukaryota; Metazoa; Arthropoda; Insecta; Diptera; Drosophilidae. Gene Ontology annotation, biological process: endoplasmic reticulum to Golgi vesicle-mediated transport; intracellular protein transport; Golgi organization. Bases 93 to 707 code for a protein of 204 amino acids. The transcript has a single exon. The record is from RefSeq and is a predicted model, not a curated record. Gene Ontology annotation, cellular component: endoplasmic reticulum; endoplasmic reticulum-Golgi intermediate compartment; COPII-coated ER to Golgi transport vesicle.
CGGGGUAGGGCAUGGCAACUCCAUCAAUCACUCACUCAAAUAUAGAUAGAUACUCGCCCGCAGGCACGAAACAAAAUUAGCACAAAUUGAAAAUGUUUCCAGCAAUCUUGAUUUUACUCGCUUUGCUACUCGACUCGGUUGGUGGUUUCAUCAUCACCGUGGAUGCCCACGAGGAGAUUUGCUUCCACGAACGUGUCCUGGAGAACGAGCGCAUCACCAUCUCCUUCGAGGUGAUGGAGGGCGGCUUCAAAGACAUUGGUGUGUCGAUCAAUGGUCCCGAACAGGAACUUCUGCACCACUCCGAUCGGGACUCCGUGGGCAGCUUCACCUUCAGCGCCAGCAACAGGGGCUUAUACAUGCUCUGCUUCGACAACCAGCUCUCCACUUUGACCCCCAAAGUGCUGAUGUUCCAGUUCCAUGUGAUUCGGGGCCUGGCUUACUACACGGAUCCCAUGCGACGCGGCGACGAUAUCCUCGAGCAAGCCAUUGUCCAGCUGAUGCUCAACGAACUGUCCAGCAAGAUGACGGCCGUCAAGCAGGAGCAGGAGUACAUGCACGUCCGCUAUCGCGGCCACCUGGAUGUCAGCGACAGUGUCCACUUCCGCAUUGUCUCUUGGUCGAUUUUCGGUCCCACGCUACUGCUGAUCAUGACCGUCCUCGAGGUGUACUAUCUGAAGCGCUUCUUUGAGGUGCGCCGUGUGGUCUGAUGUGUGGAUUUUUUCUUGUUAAAUGCAUUUUUGAUUGUGAAGAUUCUUUCUAUUGAGCACU